Molecule: messenger RNA, 1353 nt
Organism: Ictalurus punctatus (channel catfish)
Lineage: Eukaryota; Metazoa; Chordata; Actinopteri; Siluriformes; Ictaluridae
Product: syntaxin-10
Exons: 8
Coding region: 112-840 (242 amino acids)
Biological process (GO): Golgi vesicle transport
Cellular component (GO): membrane
Source: RefSeq, a predicted model, not a curated record
UGAUGUGGUGUUUCCGGCUUCAAAGCGCUGGGUGAUGUGGUGUUUCCGGCUUCACAGCACUAGGUGAUGUGGUGUCCAGUGUUUCCGGCUUCACGAAGCUGAAGCUGCACUAUGGAUGAUCCAUUUUUCGUCGUUAAAGCUGAGGUACAGAAGGCGGUGCUCCGUGGGCGGGGCCUAUGUGAGAGAUGGGUGGAGCUUCUACAGGAGGAGGAACCCGUGAGCCGAGAUGAACUCGAUUGGAGCAAAAAUGAACUGCGCAACUGUUUACGGGCCAUCGAGUGGGACUUAGAGGAUCUCCAGGAGACCAUCAGUAUUGUACAGUCGAACCCCGGUAAGUUCCGUCUGUGUGAAAAUGAACUGCAGGAGAGAAGAGAGUUUGUGGAGCAAACACGCACUGCUGUACAGGAGAUGAAGCAGCAGCUCUCCAGUCCCUCUGCUGUUGCUCAGGCUGAGAAGAAGAACAGACAGGCUCUGUUGGACACACAGCGGAAUGCAGGUUUGGAUCCUCACCUGGUAUCAGCAAAUUCGAGGUACAUUCAGGAACAACAGGAGCAGCAGCAGCUGAUAGUUCAGGAGCAGGAUGAGCAGUUGGAGCUGGUUUCCGGAAGUAUCCGUGUUCUAAAGGACAUGAGUGAUAGGAUUGGAGAUGAACUGAACGAGCAGGCCGUUAUGCUGGAGGAGUUCAGUGAGGAGAUGGAGCAGACGGGUUCCAGAAUGGAUUCAGUGUUGAAAAAACUGGAAAAAGUUUCGCACAUGACCAGCAGCCGGAGACAAUGGUGUGCUAUAGGUGCUCUCCUCAUCAUCCUCAUCAUCGUCCUCAUCCUCUUCUUCACUCUGUGAGAGAGACAGAUCUGUCCAUCCGGCCAAGGGACUGGGAGACCGAGAGGGAGAGAGACAGGUGUGCUCUCCUCCACCCAGCAGACUGUUAAUCUCUCUCUGUGUCUCUCUCUCUCUCUCUCUCUCUCUCUCUCUCUCUCUCUCUCUCUGUGUCCAUCUGUAUGUGUAUGUGUGUGUGUGCGCGUGUUCGUGCACGUGUGUGUGAGAUUGUGGGUGUUUUUACUGUUAAUAUUUUUACACUGUAGUGGUGAUGAAACUGAACAGUUACUGAUGGUUGUGUAUAGAUAAGAAACUUUUAUAAAAUAAUAAUAAUAUGACAUUUGACACUUUAUCACAGUUUGUGAUAUCAGGAUAUUGUAUUAAAGACUUUGUCGACUGUCAUUAUAAACAGUGCCUUGUUUAUAUUUUGUUUAACGGCAAAAGUACAACACAAAAGUGAUAAAGAGAAAAUCUGAACAAAUAAAACCUGUAAACAGUUACAUAAAUGAAUAAAUGAAUGAGAGGUCUGCUACAGGA